ACUUCUGGAAGUGACGAGGUUCAAGGAUAGUUGUGGGUGCAUGGGGCACAUCCCCAGAGGAGCGAGGAGCCGGCGCGGCGCGCUUGUGGCGCAACGCAGGGUCGGCGCCCGCACCGCUCCCUCGCUACAAAUAACAGAAAUUUCGGCGCCGCGGCACAGUUACCAACAGACACCCAAUCGAUGCAAACUUCGCAAAUAAACUCUGCAUCAGAAUAGAUCACAGUCUCACGCGUGCGAAGAUGAAGGUGUUUCUGCCUUUAACGUUCUGUCUGGCUAUGGCACAAGGGCGAGUUACGCCCGACUACUUUCCACAAUGCAAGAAGAGUGACCCAGAAAUAAACAAUUGCAUCAUGCAGGCCAUCGAGUUGAUGCGGCCGCGCCUGCGCGAGGGCAUUCCUGAGGUGCACAUCCCGGCGCUGGAGCCGUUCGCGGUGCCCACGCUGAAGCUGGACCGCACGCAGCCCAACCUGCGGCUAAAGGCUGUCGUCAAGAACAUCCGCGCCGUCGGCGGCUCCAACUUCGUCCUUGAGAAGUUUAAGUUGAACCUGAACAACAAGUACGCGGCGGAGGUGCGGCUGUCGCUGCCGCAGCUGACCGUGUCGGCGGACUACGACGUGCGCGGCUCGCGGCUGCUCGUGCUGGAGAUCGACGGCAAGGGCAAGCUGCGCGGCAACUUCAGUGGAAUAUCUGUGAUCGCUAAGGGUGCGGCUAAGGUGGUGGAGAAGGAAGGCGUCCACUACCUGCAGGCCGACAAGAUCGUCACUCGCGUCAAGGUUGGACACGGGCAGGUGGCCUUCGACGACACGGAGCGGCCUUUGGCAGCGGCUUCGGCGGCAAACUUCUUCAAUGCCAGCCCAGGCGUGGUGCUGGACGUCCUCAGCCCACUGGUGGACGAGACGGCGGCAGCGGUUCUGAAGGCCUUCCUCAACAAGGUGCUGGCCAAGAUCCCCCUGCACGAGUUUCUGCUAGAGGACGACCAUGCGCCGACCUCUUAGUUCACUUCCUUCCUACAUUAAUUUAACCAUUACCUACCAACAUUUACAAAUUACCACAUAAGUUAUUUGUAGGAAUAUUUUAGUUAUGAAAUUUUCUUUGUCCUCUUUUUAUUAUGGACACCAAAGAGUUCUUGUGUACCUGCUAUUGUAGGAUAAGAUUAUAAAU
Messenger RNA from Cydia strobilella, 1161 nucleotides. RefSeq names its product circadian clock-controlled protein daywake-like. The transcript has 6 exons. The coding region runs from base 240 to 995 and encodes 251 amino acids. The record is from RefSeq and is a predicted model, not a curated record. Lineage: Eukaryota; Metazoa; Arthropoda; Insecta; Lepidoptera; Tortricidae.